Boleophthalmus pectinirostris (great blue-spotted mudskipper) is the source of this 1387-nucleotide messenger RNA. It is a transcript of the gene dnaaf10, whose product is annotated as dynein axonemal assembly factor 10. The transcript is spliced from 8 exons. The record is from RefSeq and is a predicted model, not a curated record. Bases 112 to 1188 code for a protein of 358 amino acids. Gene Ontology annotation, molecular function: ubiquitin binding. Lineage: Eukaryota; Metazoa; Chordata; Actinopteri; Gobiiformes; Gobiidae.
UGUUUUGGCAGUGGGAUUCAGUCGUGAAACGCUAUAGAUAUUUAUGGUCAAUUUCCUGAUCGUUUCUUCGUUCCUUGGCACAUUUUGCAGGGAUUCCACAACAACUAAAAUAUGUCAUCGCCGCUAGCAAAGCCACAGAUAAUUGCGCAUAUACAGAAAAGUUUAAACUACACGGUGUUUGACUCCAAAUGGAUUCCCUGCAGCGCCAAGUUUGUCUGUUUAGGUAACUUUGCCCGAGGAACAGGUGUUAUGCAGAUAUAUGAAGUACAACAUGGGGAAGCUCAACUCGUGAAGGAGGUAGAGAAACCUAAGCCUAUAAAAUGUGGUACAUAUGGGGCCACAUCACUUCAACAAAGACACAUAGCAACGGGAGAUUUUGAUGGAAAUCUCAACAUAUGGAAUCUAGAGACCCCUGAAGUAGCAGUUUACUCAGCUAAAGCCCACAAAGAGAUAAUUAACUGCAUUGAUGGAGUUGGUGGUUUAGGGAUUGGUGAUGGAGCACCAGAGAUUGUCACUGGAAGCAGAGACGGAACUGUUAAGGUAUGGGAUCCUAGACAAAGAGAUACACCUGUUGCCAACAUGGAGCCUAUCGAAGGAGAGACCAAGCGGGACUGCUGGACUGUUGCAUUUGGGCAUGCCUUUAAUGACCAGGACCGCUGUGUUUGUGCUGGUUAUGAUAAUGGAGACAUCAAACUUUUCGACCUGAGAAACAUGUCUCUACGAUGGGAGACCAACAUUAAGAAUGGGGUAUGCUGUGUAGAAUUUGACAGAAAAGACAUUAACAUGAACAAGUUGGUGGCCACCUCACUGGAGGGAAAAUUCCAUGUUUUUGACUUGAGGACACAACACUCUGCCAAGGGCUUUGCCUCUGUUUCUGAAAAGGUUCAUAAAUCAACAAUUUGGCAGGUGAAACAUUUGCCCCAGAACCGGGACAUUUUUAUGACAGCUGGAGGAGCAGGAAACUUACACCUUUGGAAGUAUGAGUAUCCUGCUCAGAGAAGUAAAAAGGACUCUGAUGGUGUAGAUGUUGGAGUUGCAGGAACAGUUAAUCUGCUGCAGAACAUUACUCUGUCCACUCAGCCAAUUGCCAGCCUCGACUGGAGCCCCGACAAGCAGGGUCUCUGUGUGUGUUCAGGCUUUGACCAGUGUGUCCGAGUCCUUAUUGUAACAAAACUCAAUGUGGUGUGAACAGACUAGACCAUACACAACACACCUUCAUAGUGUAAUAAUAAUUUUAUUUACACUUGACUAUGGUAUUUGUGCAGUCUUUUUUCCUUUAAGAAGUUUCUUUUAGUGUUAUUGGACUUUGUUUAGUGUAAAAUUCAAGCCUUCAUAUCAGAAAUUUUAUAUGCUUUUUUAAAAUAAAGAUUUAUUAAGUUAAAAACCA